Molecule: messenger RNA, 345 nt
Organism: Durotheca rogersii
Lineage: Eukaryota; Fungi; Ascomycota; Sordariomycetes; Xylariales; Xylariaceae
Exons: 2
Coding region: 1-345 (114 amino acids)
Source: RefSeq, a predicted model, not a curated record
AUGCCCCUCGAGACCAACCCCGCCAGCAAGCAAGACUCGGGCGUCACGGGCGCGGCCAAGUUUGUAACGAGCACGGUGGGCAACACGGUAGGAGGCGUGGGCCGUACAGCUGGUAACGUGGUGGGUGCUGUUGGCCGAGGGCUCGGCGACACCGUAACCGGCGCCACGGGGUCCGCCGGCAAGCCCGUCGGCGACGCUCUCGGCUCCCUGGGCACCGGCGUGCAGAACGGCGCUGAGAGUGUCUCUAAGGGCGUCGAGAACGCAGGGAAGUGGAGGAAGAGAACAUCGGACUGGGGCAAGCUGGUCGGCCGCUCUCGCAUUGGAGUCUUCCUGACCGGCACCUGA